UAAAAAGCUUUAAUAUACUAAAAUGGCCGCCCUGUCACUGUAUUUGUUGAACAAGUCGAUUUUCUUCUUUUAUUAAAAAAAAGAAAAUUAAAAACACAAUAACAACGACAAUUGUUGUAAAUAACAAACAUUGUGCAUGUUUUGCUGCGGGAUGGCAUGUGAAGCUUGUUCGACAAAAUUUUCUCUCUUCAAGAGAAAAGUAAAAACAAUGCAUGGAUUGCCUGCGAUUUUUUUGUACAGAUUGUCUUAUUAGAAGGGUUGACAGGGUUUUGUGCUGCGAUAAUUGCAGCAUGCUUUCACGUAGACCUGUAAUUCGUAGUCAAAUUCAACAAAUGCGAUCACGUGAUUUAAGACAGUAUUUGGUUGCUAAAAAAGUUUCUGUUCGCGGUUGUGUAGAAAAGGAAGAUUUAGUAAAUUUACUCAUAGUAUUUGCCAACGACUGUCACACAAAUAAUGAUGGAUUUGAAAGUGGAGCGUUCGAUAGAAGUCGAAAUUUUUCAGAGAGAAAUCAAGACGACUUAUCGUCGAGACGCUCGCGAAGUCCGCCCAUUGAAAGGCCAAUAAUGGAAGAACCAAGGCCAGAGAGAAUUCCCGAGCCGGAAAUUGUUGAGGAACUGUCGAGGAAUGAAGUUGAAAUUGAAGAAUUGUCAGGAAGCGAUGAAAUUAUUAAUGAAACGGAAGAUCAACCUGUGAUAAUUGAAAACGAUGAAAUCUCCGAAUCGUCCAUUAUCAGAGACACUGAUUCUCAUUCGAGAGGAAAAAUAGUCGAGUUGUCAGACAUAAAAGAAGUUUCGGAUCUAGAAUAUUUAACUGUUAAACAGUUGAAGGAUUUAUUGAGUAUGAAUCGAGUUGAUUUCAAGGGUUGCGUUGAAAGAUGUGAAUUACUCGACAGAGCGAGUAGAUUAUGGGAUGAGCAUCGAAAGUCCAGAGAAACAAAUAUAGAAACGAUGGACGACGAGACACUUUGCAAAGUAUGUUUGGAUGCACCAAUUGAAUGCGUUAUUUUAGAAUGUGGUCACAUGGCUUGUUGUAUAAAUUGCGGUAAACAAAUGUCCGAAUGUCCAAUUUGUAGGCAAUAUGUCGUGCGGGUCGUGAGAUUUUUCAAAGCCUGAAUAUUUAGUUCAUAAUUUUCGUUUUUUUUCUAUUUUUUUUCGUCUUUUUUAAUUCAUAUAAAUUUAUUUUCUCAACUGGUGACAAUUUCGUAAAAUUGUAAAUAUGCUUAAAAAAAAGAAAGGAAAAAGUGUAAAAUUUGAUCAAAUCUAUUUUAUUCACUUUAUCUAUUAUAAUUACAAUUAGAAAUAAGGCAACAACAAAAAAAAUGUACAUAGGCGUAAAUUUAGUCAUAUCAACAAAUUGCUACUUGUUUUUUUUUAUUAUUAUUAUUGACAAUAUAUACAAUAUAUUUUUUCCUCCAUUUUAAAAAAAAAAUUUUAGAGAAAAUGUGAAUGUUUAAAAUUUACAUUUAAAUAUAUUUUUUCUUCGUCUUUUUGCAAAUAAAUUGUUUUUUUCUCUUUUGGAUAGAAAUUUUUGUCGGGAGAAAAGAAAGAAGGAAUUUCUUUUUGUUAAUUCUUUAAAAAAAAAAAAAAAAAAAAAAUCUGUAAACGAGCAACGACUGUUAAAUAAACCAAAUCAAUUUAAUAAUUAAAA
Messenger RNA from Leptopilina heterotoma, 1647 nucleotides. RefSeq names its product E3 ubiquitin-protein ligase RNF34-like. Gene Ontology annotation, biological process: protein K48-linked ubiquitination; negative regulation of extrinsic apoptotic signaling pathway via death domain receptors; proteasome-mediated ubiquitin-dependent protein catabolic process. Gene Ontology annotation, molecular function: ubiquitin protein ligase activity. The coding region runs from base 213 to 1112 and encodes 299 amino acids. The record is from RefSeq and is a predicted model, not a curated record. Gene Ontology annotation, cellular component: cytoplasm; plasma membrane. The transcript is spliced from 6 exons. Lineage: Eukaryota; Metazoa; Arthropoda; Insecta; Hymenoptera; Figitidae.